AUGGCAAAAGACAAGAAACGUAAACGAGAUGCUGGUGAUGUAAAGCCUGGAGGUCAGUCCCAACAAGUCGACACGUCAAAACCUACAGCUGUCUUCCAGCCUUCUGGGGGACGUGCUCACACCCUCAGUGUCGCUCUCCCAGGAAGCAUCAUUGCCAAUGCAAAGUCUCACGAUCAGAAAACCUAUCUUGCCGGCCAGAUCGCAAGAGCACUGGCAGUAUUCUGUGUCGAUGAAGUUGUCGUCUUCGAUGAUGAAGACAAGCAAACCCAGCAUACACGUCACGCUAUAGGUGAGAAUGAUUACACUGCCUUUUCUCACCCUUGCCACUUUCUGGCCCAUCUACUCUCUUACCUUGAGACUCCUCCUCACCUCCGCAAAACUUUGUUUCCCAUGCAUCCAAAUCUUCGUACUGCUGGCACUUUACCCAGUCUUGAUAUGCCCCACCACUUGCGCGCAAACGAGUGGUGCGAAUAUAGGGAAGGGGUGGUCUUGAAAUCCGACGCCAGUGGUUCAUCGAUCGAUGUUGGGCUCGCUGAGCCCCGAGUUGUGGAAGGAGCAGAGAUUCCACAAGGCACUCGUGUUACACUCCGCCUCGGUGAGCCUUCCUCGACCACAGCAGAGGCUGUUGCGCCGAGCACACCACGAGAGGAAACGGGAUAUUAUUGGGGGUUUAACGUACGCUCAUGCAAAAGCCUGUCCACGGUGUUCACAGAGUGUCCAUUCGAUGGUGGGUACAAUGUAUCAUUUGGUACCUCAGAAAGAGGUGAGGCUCUGCCAACUGUUCUCACCCAACCAGCUCUUGCCCAGCCCGAAGUUCAGAAGUACAGGCACGUCCUUGUCGCAUUCGGAGGUGUUGCAGGUCUCGAGACAGCUGGCAAGAAUGAUCUCGACUUGGGCCUGAUGGGCAUAUCUGGAGCCAACGUUCAGGAAUUGUUCGAUCACUGGGUAAACGUGCUCCCCAAUCAGGGUAGUCGAACCAUCAGAACUGAAGAAGCCAUCUGGCUGGGGCUCAUGGGACUACGGGGCUUUGUGGAACAAAUUGGCCGGUAA
Messenger RNA from Exophiala bonariae, 1050 nucleotides. RefSeq lists its product as uncharacterized. The record is from RefSeq and is a predicted model, not a curated record. NCBI's taxonomy places the organism in Eukaryota, Fungi, Ascomycota, Eurotiomycetes, Chaetothyriales, Herpotrichiellaceae. The transcript has a single exon. Bases 1 to 1050 code for a protein of 349 amino acids.